UAUUUUCAGCUGCAGGUUUUUUUUCCUCUCGUUCUCUCUUGCCCCGCUCCCUCUGUUUCUCUCUCCGUGGCUUUCUCUCUCUCCCAGCUUCUGUGUUUCCGAGUAAAGCCUCUGUAAAGUCUCCAGAAAUAAAGCGGCCGUUUCUCUUUUUUGUUAUUAUGAGUCUACAUUCCCAACCGGAUACAUCCCGAGCGUCUGAAAAACUUCCUGGAUACCUCCCUUAACAACCAGCCGACCUCCCGGGCCUGGCCAGCAGCCUUUUAAGUGCCAUUUCAGCCCUUUAUUACCCUUUGUUUUUGAGUUUUUCUGAAGCGAAAGCUUUGGAGAGGGGAGAGUUGAAGGACGUUUUAUAAAGGCUGGCUCAUCCAAAACUAUGGAAGCAGUGAUGAGCAAUAUCAAGAGGCUGCUUUGUUAAAUGUGAGAACCAUCUGUAUUUUGACGUGCCUGGGAUAUAUACAUUAAAGAGAAGGAUGUGGUCAACUAUGGCUUCAAUUGUAGAAAGAUUACCCUGACCCUAAAAAGUCAAGACUUGUCUGCGGGAAUCAGUAAAGCUGAAUUAAACUGCUGUAUGUCAGAACAUAUAUUAUCCUCCUUAACCCUCAGAACUGAAUAAAGGCAUUUGUGAAUCAUGUGCGUUCUGGUUAGAAGGCAGCCAGUUCUCCCCAUGUAGCAUUACUCUACAGCUCAAAACGCUCUGAAUCAUCGCACAAACACUAAAUGAAUGUGGAUUAUUAUGAAGCAGUGACUUUAAAUAAAAUGGUGGCUUUUGAAGAGAUGAUUCCUCAUUGAGCUGGAGCAUCUCCCUGAACACUUCGUACAGUGGACAAGCACUGUACCAUAUGGUCACAUUUCAGAGGCCAUGAUGACAUGAAAUCUGGAGGUAUCAUCUGACUAUUGAUAUCUUUGAGGUGUCACAAGCAGAAACGUAAAAAUGAAUGGAGGAAAUGAGAAUGAUGGUGAAAAAGAUGGCGGGGGACCAGCAGUUCAAGUUCCUAUAGGAUGGCAGCGACAAGUGGAUCAGAAUGGAGUGCUGUACAUGAGCCCAAGUGGCUCAGUGUUGGCCUGCAUCGAGCAAGUCAAAACAUAUCUUCUCACCGAUGGAACAUGCAAGUGUGGCUUGGAGUGUCCUCUCAUUCUUUCAAAGGUGUUUACUUUUGAUCCUGGAGCGACUGUAAAGCAAAGAACAGCAGAAGAUGUCAAAGCUGAUGAAGAUUUGACAAAACUUUGCAUUCAUAAACGGAAGAUAAUUGCAGUAGCUACACUACAUAAAAGUAUUGAGACACCACAUCCUUCCCUGCUUCUAACCAGUCCAGGGGGUGGAACAAGUGGAACUCCCACGGUGCAGUCACGGGCCACAACUCCGAGAGCAAUGAGGAAUAAAUCACAAGAAGCAAUGGUAAAUUCUACGGUGCCAGACUACAAGAAUACGUUUCUGCCUAAAUUGAUGGCGGGAGGUUCAAAUGCUGUGACACGGCUGUAUCAACAGGAAUUAUGUGGAAGUCCCCAGCAGGAGCUUCAUGGUUAUUCCAGGCAGAGACUGGGUAGCAAUGAUCAAGGGCAGAAGUCUCCAUACCGUGGAAGCCAUGGUGGUCUUUCCAGCCCAGCAUCGUCAGGAUCACAAAUCUAUGGUGAUGGUUCUAUAUCUCCUAGAACUGAUACAGUGGGAAGUCCUGAUGUGUUUACGCGAAAUAAUCCAGGAUUUCAUGCUGGGCCCAACUCUAGUCCUAUUCACAUCAAUAAAAUGCCCCAUUCCCCACCAACUGUUCUGAUGCAAAAUUCUUCAUCCCAUUCAUCCUGUGCUAUGGCUGGUAGGACUUCUAUACCUCUUUCACCAACAAUGACUACAAAAAGUCCUGUCAUGAAAAAACCGUCUUGUAAUUAUUCAUCAAAUGUUGAUAUGCCAAGAAUUAUGUUUCAUAAACCUCCCCAAGGAGCCCCAACAUCAUGUGCUCUCCAGAAAAAGCCAUUACCCUCUGAAAAGGAUCCAUUAGGCAUCCUUGACCCCAUACCAAGUAAACCUAAUCCAGUACUUAUGAACACAUCUAAUUUCCCAACAACCAUGCACUCUCAGGUACCUAUGAUGAAUGUAAACAUGCCUCCUGCUGUUGUCCCUUUGCCAAGCAACCUACCAUUGCCAACAGUCAAACCUGGCCCUGUAAACCAUGGAACCCAUGUACCACGGGUCCAACAUUCAACUUCCACUUCUGUAUCUCCUGCACCUGUCACCUCACCUGUACACAUGAUGGGACCUGUAAUGGGAAGAAUUGAGGCAUCACCACAGAGGUCAAGGUCAUCUUCAACAUCUUCUGAUCAUGGAAGUUUAAUGAUGCCACCUUCAGGUCCUCAAUCAAGCUGCAGUGGAAUAAAGGUUCCUCCAAGGUCUCCUAGGUCAUCUAUGGGUUCUCCACGACCAUCCAUGCCAUCCAGCCCAUCCACCAAGCCUGAAGGGCUUCUUCAUCAAUAUAAAGAUAUUCCUAAUCCAUUGUUGGUUGGAAUGAACAAUGUUCUGAAUCCUCAAAGUAAUCCUUUGUUUCCAUCUGUGUCUGUUGGAAAUGUACCACAGCAAAAGGGUCAGCCAGGUUUGCUUGGAAUGCCCUUAAAUCAAAUUUUGAACCAGCAUAAUGCUGCCUCAUUUCCAGCAAGCAGUUUACUUUCAGCAGCAGCCAAAGCACAGCUAGCUAAUCAAAACAAACUGUCUGGUAGUAACAGUAGUGGUGGAGUUGGCAGUGGUGGCAAUAGUGAAGGACAUAGCACUUUAAAUACCAUGUUUCCUCCAACUGCCAACAUGCUUCUUUCCGUUAAUGAAGUUCAGAGUGGACGUGCGGCUUUGAGAGACAAGCUCAUGGCACAGCAAAAGGAUCCUUUAAGGAAGCGGAAACAAGCAACCCCUACAGUAUUGAGUAUGCUAAAACAGUCUCAGAUGGGCAGCUCAGGAGUCCCAAAGUCUGUGAUUGACUCUCUAAGGAAACAAGGACAAAAUUCCUCCAUAACUAUGAAUAAUACCAUGUCUCAAUUACUUCAAUCUAUGAGUUCACAAAGUUCUCAAAUAAGUGGCAAUAGCAGCACUAGUUGUGGUAGUUCCACUACAGGUAUUUCUGGUUCCUCCAAUCAACAUAGCUUCUCAAAUACCAGUCUGAACUCAGGUUCCAUUCAUAACCUAUCAGCUCAAAAUUUAACAAGAGGGGAAGGUAUUUCUUGCCAAAAUACAAGUACUAAUUUAAUCCACAGUUGUCAGGGCCCAAGCAAUCAAUUUGUUGGGUUAGUUGGACAGCUCCAUGGUAGUGGAAAUUGUGGGCUGCUUCAUCAGUCUGCAGUGACUUUGGGAAAUAAUUUGCAUUCUAACCAUCAUUCAAGAAUUGCAGCCUCUUCAGCAACAAUGGUACCAAACAGCAGUGGCAUUUGUAGCCAAACCAGUGCUGACACAGGAGGGCAGGAUGGUCCAUCCCAUGGACAUCUCCACAGACGGCAACGUUGUUCUUUGGUCAACCUGUCAGGAGGUAGUUCUGGCCAGCCAGCAUCCAUGGCCAUUGCUGGCACCAACCAACUUGCCAUUACCAAGACAACAUCCGUUCUGCAAGAUGGAGUUAUAGUUACAACAGCAGCUGGAAAUGCAAUGCAUAGUCAGAUUCCCGUGGGGAGCACUCUUCCCUUCAUUGGUCAGGACCAAGCUUUUCAAUUUGGACAGGCUGUCCCUACAAGUAGCAAUCUAACCCACCCUUUGAACCCAAAUCUCCUUGGAUCUCUGUCCAUCCCCUUAGCAAUGAGCCAACAACAGCUCCUGAACCAAAAUAUGCUGAACAUGUUACCUACAUCUGGAGAUGGCAAAGGAGAAGUCUCUGUUAACCCUUUGGGAAUUCUGAACCCAACUUUAAAUUCAGCUUUGACUUUGCUCCCUGGUGAUAUGGCUGGACAGACUCUGCAACCUGUUCAACUUUUGGCUACCUUGUUUCAAAACCAGGCACAAGCUACUAUGCUCCCACUGACAUCUUUUAAUUUAACUCUCCCAGAUUUAUUACAGCAGCAAAACCACCCUUCACCUUCAGUGACACAGAUCCAGCCCCUGCCAGAUCAUUUGCAUAGCAAUCAAUUAGUUAGUAACAGAACAGAAACCCUUUUGACAAACCCUCUAACAAGCCCUCCAAAUGACACUACUUCAAACCCUCUCCUCCUUCCAGCUGUCACAGCAGCUCCAGGACUGAUGGCCCUGAAUCCCCAUCUGUUGAGAAGUGUUUUGCACUCUCCUUCAGACCAUGCUGCUAACCAUUCUGAGGUUUCCAUAGCAACCUCAUCCCAGGCAACUACCACAACCACCACAUCAUCAUCAGUAGCAGCACUUGCCGUCUCAACUCUUGGUGGGACAGCAGUUAUGUCAAUGGCAGAAUCGCUGCUGCCCAUCUCAGCUGCUGGGCAUUCAACAGGACCUACAAAACUGAACAACUCUUUGCUACCACACCUCCCUUUGCUGGGAGCCAGCCUUCUUGGUGAUGUACCUUCAUUCAACAACAAUUUGAACAAUCCACAGUUAAGUCGUCUCCAGACCUUAAUCAAUAGCAAUCAGAUGUUUCCUCAGAAUCAUCAACUUUUACAAGGUCUGCAAGGGACUCGGGGCCUUCAGGGGUUUCAAGGUCCUUCUUCAUUUUCUGGACCCAGUAACACUCAAAACCCUAUGGCAUGCGUUUUUCAAAACUUUCAGGUGAGUCCAGCCCAAGAUGUCUCACUUUCAAAUGCUCCAGUAAACUCCCAUCCAGGAACAAUAUUGCUGUCUGAGGGAUCCCAAACUGCCCUUCCCCCUUUCCAUGAUCUGUCUGGUGACCAGCAUCAAAUAGAACAGGUUCAAGGUCAGCACGGCAGAGAAGAAGCCCCCACUGUGGGUCCCCAUGACCCUUCUGUUGAUGCUAUAUAUAAAGCUGUGGUGGAUGCUGCAAGCAAAGGAAUGCAGGUUGUGAUCACGACAGCGAUGAGUAGUACUUCUCAAAUGAGCCCAAUCCCAGCCCUGAGUGCCAUGAGUGCCUUUACUGCCUCCAUUGCAAAUCCUGUGAAUCUUUCCAAUGCAGUCAAUGCAGUGAUUCAUGGGAAAAGACUUUCCAGCAUGGAGAUUGACAGCCGGCUCCAUAGUCAAAACAUCCUUGCAAGUAGACAUGCCAGAGGUGUGAAAUUGAGGAAAAGUACUGAACAAGCAAAAAUUACUCCUGAAGGGGAAGGAUUUGAGUACUUCAAAUCACCAGGUCGCAACACACCUAAAAAACAAUGGGAAACUGAGCAACUUGCGGCUGGCGAUGCAACAGUGUGGAAAUGUGAGAAAUUUCUAGAACACUCGGGGCAGGUAAAUCAUAGUCCUUCUGUGGACAGAAUACCCUCUUUUCAUGGAGAGCAGACUGAUGGAGUAUUACAGCAGAAAAACUGCCACUUGGACAAAAGAUUUCUUGAGGACAGUUUUAAGUUUAAUAGUCAAAAAAGACACCUUGUUAACAUUAAAGAAAGACUAGAGAAUACUUUGGAAAGAUGCACACACAUCAAUGGAAACCGGUCUCAACAGAACAGGAACUUUGGUGAGUUGCUGACAACCCCCAAACAGGAGCUUGCCAUAGAGGAGCAAUCUCCAAGCUCCUCGGCCAGUUUGGAGGGAAUGCCAGGUUCUUUGGCACAUGACUAUAUUCAAUACAAUGGAGAUUAUAGUUCAGAAAACAUUAAUGGAUGUGCCCCAAGUCCGUCAGACACUAAAAGUAUCAGCAGCGAUGAUGAUUUGAAGAUUCCAGAUUCUCCAUCUAAUGAAUUAAUACACUAUAGACCAAGGACGUUUAAUGUUGGUGACUUGGUCUGGAGUCAAAUAAAAGGAUUUCCUUCAUGGCCAGGAAAGUUGGUGAGAGAAGAUGAAGUCCACAAUUCCUGUCAGCAAAACUCUGAAGAGGGAAAGAUUCACCAGACAACUCAGAAGGACAGACAAGUCAAGUCACCAAAAGCCAAGAGACGAAAAAUCUCUAGAUAACGUUCAAUGUCUUCAUCACUGAUAUAGUUAUAGGGUUGAACUGUGUGUAUAUAGAGUCUUAUGCUACAAGGUGCUAUGGAACUGUGGUACAGUGUUUCUUCAAUAAUGAGCAAAAAUUAUAUGCUGGAUAGCUCAUCAGAAACCUUGUGAGAUCAUGGUUACAGUUUAUCUACUGCUUGCCUAUGAAGUGACAUUUUCUACAGUACUAAAAGAUCAAGAAUAUCAAAAACUGAACAGUCCAAAUGUUUCUGAAUUUUCAUUGUGUAUAUAGAUAUGCAAAAUUUCAUGAUAAUAUCAAAUUGUAAAUACUGUAUAAAGUUGUCAUGUACAAGCAUACUUAAUGCACAGUUUAUCUUGUACAAAAUAGUGUACAAAAUUCUUUGGUUUCUAUUUACACAUACAAGAGACUACCAGUGUAAAGAGGAUAAAUAAAAAUGCCGCUUAAAGCUUUUAUAUGCAAGAUGCUGUUUUUGUAUUUAACAGCAGAUGAGGCAUGGUUAUGUGAUAACUUAAUUAUGGCAGACACUUCACACCGCCAAUGUUCACUUCUUUCUGUUUGAACUCUGUCUUUUGUGCAAUGGCAUGGAGGUCUCUACGGUCCCACAUGCAAACUCCAUGUAAAAUGAUGAUUUUUCUUUUUCCCUUCACUUUUUUCCCCCAUUCUAAGUUGAUGUGUUCUGUUUUGAUGGUAUUGGUGUCUGUGUUUUCUUAUCAAUCAGCUUUUCUGCUAUUUUAUGUCAAAAAAUGUUUUAUUCAUCAAAGGUGCGUGCUUUUAUAUUUAAUUUUGCCUUUCUUUGCUUUACUCCUAAACUGUCUUGUAAUGACCAACUUUGCUCUUUGUUUUGACAUUUAUCUAAUUGUUUUGUAUUUUCUCACAUGUAUACUUUACAUUAGUAGAACAUGUAAAGUAUUUUGUGCACUUGAUUUUAAUUGGUUGAUGGCAUUUAUGUGGGUGAUAGGAGUAGUUUGUUCCAGUCCAUGCAAAUUCUCUUUAGGGUUUUAUGGUUUCAUGUAAAGAACACUAAUUGUAAAUAUUGUGAGCAUUACAGGUCGUGCAGUGUUGUAACAUUUUUAAUAAUGUUGCACCUACUUUACAAUUAAAAACUGGUCACUCAUACUUGA
Molecule: messenger RNA, 7108 nt
Organism: Rhincodon typus (whale shark)
Lineage: Eukaryota; Metazoa; Chordata; Chondrichthyes; Orectolobiformes; Rhincodontidae
Gene: mbd6
Product: methyl-CpG binding domain protein 6
Exons: 10
Coding region: 932-5986 (1684 amino acids)
Cellular component (GO): nucleus; chromocenter
Molecular function (GO): DNA binding; chromatin binding
Source: RefSeq, a predicted model, not a curated record